AUGAAUCAACUGCAAAAGACAUUUCGAAAUAAAUUGCGUAAAUCGCAAUCGUCUAAAAGUGAUGCAGAUAAAGCUAGCCACCAAACUGAUUCAUCAACUCCUUCCAUCGAUGUUGUCAUUAUCGGCGCUGGUAUCGCCGGUUUAGCUGCAGCUGAACUUCUUUGUGCUGACGGACAUUUCAAAGUUACCAUACUUGAAGGUAGUAAUAGAAUCGGUGGUAGAAUUUACACUACGGACCUGGACGAUAAAUCCAAACUGGAAAUAGGUGCACAAUUUAUCCAUGGACAUAAAAAGAAUCCAAUUUAUAAAUUGGCAAAAAAAUACGGCAUUAAAGUUUAUAAUGAAGCAGACUGCUAUAACGAGAAGAGUCUUCACUUAACCGAAAGGGGCGACGUUGUGCGAACUUCUAAAGCGAUAAAGGCUAUGGAUUUUUAUGAGGAUAUCCUUAAUCAGAGCACCAAUCGACAAUACUUAAAUGAAUUACCCAGUAACAGCAAUAAUGUUGGUAGUUAUAUUAAGUGGAAAUUAAAGGAAAAGUUAUCCACUAUCCCCAACAAGGAUGAGCAAUCAUUACUUGCCAGCAUAUAUUCAUGCCGCGAAGCAAUUGAAUGUGUUAUAUCAGCAUGUGAUUCUCUGCAGGACCUACAUCUCCAGGAUUUUGGAGACUACAUUGAGCUAUCUGGUGAGGAUAAAGAAUUUAAGAAUGGAUUUAGUGAAAUUCCACACAAGAUAGCUCAAAAUAUUCCAACAGACGUCUUGCAUUUAAAUAAUCGGGUUCAGAAAAUUAGGCGCAACAGCACUGAUACUGGUCAAGAUAAUAAGAAUGGUAGAGUAACAAUUGAGUGUACUAAUGCUAAGACUUACAAAGCUGAUUUUGUCAUAUGCACUGUCUCGCUUGGCGUUUUAAAAAAAGAAGCUGCUGAUUUAUUCGACUCUAGCUUAAGCGAGAAGAAAUUGAAAGUAAUUGAUCGCAUGGGCUUUGGAUUAACUGAUAAACUAUAUCUACGUUACUCUAAACCGUUUUGGAAACAUAGAGAUUUUUCGUACUUCUUUUAUUGGGACGACGAGGAUUACAAAGAUAGUCGAGGCAAAGGCAUCCAAUUAGCGGAAGGCGAAGAGUGGUUACGAAGUAUUGUCAAUAUAGAAACAGUUAGACUUAAUUCUGAUACUUUAGUAAUUUGGAUAAGCGGAGAAUGUGCUAGAGUCAUGGAGAAACUUUCGAAAAAGGAUAUAUCCAAUUCCAUUACUCGUGUUUUACAAAAAUUUACUGGAAUAUCCAACCUGCCAGAACCGUACGAUGUCAUCCAAACGAAAUGGUUUAGUGACCCCUUAUUUUGUGGUUCUUACUCUUAUAUUAGCACUAGCUCUUGUAGCGAUGAUGUGGAUACUUUAGCUGAACCAGAAGUGGACGAAGAUGGUUGCCCGUUGAUUCUUUUUGCAGGUGAAGCUACGCAUCGAAACUUUUAUUCCACAACCCAUGGUGCUUACCUGACAGGUCAAAGGGAAGCUACGAGAAUUAUCAAUCUAAUCAAUUCGAAUGCUUAA
This is a messenger RNA of Trichoplax adhaerens, 1545 nucleotides long. RefSeq lists its product as uncharacterized. The record is from RefSeq and is a predicted model, not a curated record. The transcript has a single exon. Gene Ontology annotation, molecular function: polyamine oxidase activity. The coding region runs from base 1 to 1545 and encodes 514 amino acids. NCBI's taxonomy places the organism in Eukaryota, Metazoa, Placozoa, Uniplacotomia, Trichoplacea, Trichoplacidae.